GGGGCGGGGCUUGGCGGCGCGCGUGCCCGCCCCCGCCGCGCCGUCGCGGCCGGAUGACGCCAUCAGCCAGCGCCCGGUUGCCGGCGGUCAUGGCAGCGGUGCUGGGACCGCAGGCGGAGGCGGAGGGGUGGCGGCGGCUGCUCCGCGCCGUGACCCGCCUGCAGGCCUGCGUCAGGGGUUACCUGCUGCGGAAGCGCUUUCGGAGCCUGCGGGCAGAGUACGAGGAGGUGGUGCGGGAGAUCGAAGGAGACCUGAGCCAGCUGGAGUGGAGGGGACGGUUCCUGCCGCGGCCCGUGUUUGUCCCCGAGAAGCCAACGCCAGGGAAGUGUUCAGGUCCGCGGGAGGCCGUACCGAGCGAUGAGGCCAGCGCGGAAAAACCGCAGGAGGAGCUGGACGCCUCUGAACCAGAACGGGACUGGGGCUGCAGCAGCGUGAAACCUAGAGCUCGUCUGCAAAGUGAGGAAGAACUGAACUCCGUGGGUGAAGGCGAUGUAGCGAGCCCCCCAAAUCUCGGGGCUGAUGCCGAUAAACACGCUGAAAAGGGGUGCAGUGCCCCAGCAGAGAGCGAGGACUGGCAGAACGACAGCAACGUAUCCUCUGUGUGGGACAGCGCUAUCCUGGAGGCAGAGUCCCUUGAAGCCUGCCUGGAAAUUCCACUUGAGGACAUAAAGGAGCUUCCUCGAACUCGGUCUGGUCUCCAGUCCUACAGAAAUCACUUGAUCAUGGAGUUGCUGUGGUUGCAACAAGCUAUUGUCAGCCGUAAAAACUACUUGAUGCUGAAACGGAGGCUGGGGACUCCUGACCCGUAGGAGGGCAUUCCCGAGCACGUGGGGCACUUGUAUGGGUGUGGAGAAGCAGUGGAGCUGCGGCACCGCAGUCGUGACAUGACCUCAUGGACAGCAGCAGCUUAGGGAACUCCAGCUCUGUGGGUUGACGUUUUCCACUUCAGAUGAACGUGGCAAGAAAGCCUUUUAUUUCUUUUAAAUGUGAAUAUUUGGUCAAAGCAAGGAUUAAACAUCGCUGUGAAGCCAGGGAGGUGGUUGUGUGUCCUGGAGGGAGUCCCAGGGAGGCCUCCUUCCACAAGAACCCUGUUUCUGUUGGCUAAGCUGGACGAUCGUAGGGGAAAAUCGAUGCUGGGAAGACUGUCACAUACAGAAAGCGCUUUCUGACCAGCUGAUUGCUUGUGGUGGAACUAAAGUGCCUGAAGGUAGCAAGUGCUUUGAACCUGCAGGAACAAGCUCUUCUCCACCGAACUGUGCGAGAUCCAUAUCGGCAUCCGAGCUGUGCAUUUGGGAUGGCUCUGCACGUCACAGCUCUGCAAUAUCUGGGAUCUCCAAGCGCUUGUGGUAGGCUUUGGGGAACACCUAGGUGAAGUACUAAGUUAGGAGGAGAGUUGCCUAACUUUCCUGUGCAGUUGGUGAGGAGUGAUGACACAUCAAACCUGACCUUCAGGAGAUGAGGCUUCGUUCCCGAUUUGCACGUCUCUGGCUGUGGUAAUCUCUCUCUGUGUGGCAGAGUCGUGUGGACUCGUGCUUGAGGGAGCAAGUAAGGACUUACGGGUUUGGGCUUCGUCUAUACGUUGCUCUAGUUCAGGGGCAUUCGAGGUCCCUCAGAAAGGGACUUUCCAUGUGGUGCUGUGGUCCCCUACUGUGACCCCGAGUCUUCUGUGCAAACGCCCUGCGUUCCUGCUGAUUGAACGGGCGCUCUUGCCAUACGGCAGAUGUAUCUUUCUGUUCCUGAUGAUGCUGACUUGUUUGUGAAUAAAAAGCCUUCCUGAAGCUCAUCUCUGAAUCUGUCUGUUCCUGUCUGCCUUGCCACCUUCUCCUGGGCAGAGCCAAGUGAGUCCACGGCCCUCUUCGACCCAUGGCAGCCUGUUCAGUGCAAAGGGCGGUGUGUGCGCCAGGAUGUGGAUGUUUGUCCAAUACACACAGGACGGAAACCCGUUGCAAUUCUCACGCAGGUAGCAAGCGAUGGCGAGGGAGUGACAGCUUCUGGAUAGCGCUGCUCUGGAUGGGAUGUGAGCUGCUGCCAUAAAGAUACUGGCAGUUACUGUACCUUCAAGCUUGUUAAUCUGAGCCUGGUGGCCGCAGUGGCUGGUGAGGGAGCUCGCAGUACUUGGCGUUUGAAGAUUAAAGAGCUGUGUGGUUCCUGGUUCUCAAAGAGAAAGGUGCUCUGCAGGUUGUUUGAUGUGGCCUCCA
Molecule: messenger RNA, 2198 nt
Organism: Gymnogyps californianus (California condor)
Lineage: Eukaryota; Metazoa; Chordata; Aves; Accipitriformes; Cathartidae
Gene: IQCC
Product: IQ motif containing C
Exons: 5
Coding region: 54-809 (251 amino acids)
Molecular function (GO): protein binding
Source: RefSeq, a predicted model, not a curated record